AUGCGGCCACACUUCACUCCUUUCACGAGCACUUGCUCCCGCACGCCACUUCCUUUCGCGGCUCGCUCAGUCAAGGACCGGUGCCGGUAGUCCGCCGCUUUUCAGUUAUGCUUCUGAGUUCCUUUUUUAUCAGAGAGUAAACUUUGAAAUCUUCUUUCGGCUUCGAUUAUUUUAGAAACUCGCUUCGAAACUUUUGUGCCAUAUCAUUCUUGAUUUUCGUACUAAUCUUUUCCACCUUUUUUUUAACGUUUUGGCAGAAAGGAGCUAUUCAAAAUGAGAAAAAAAAUUAUAAGAUGAAUUUAUUUGGAUUCCUUCGACUGUUAUUAAAUAGGAAGUUUUUUCAACUAAUUAGGGUUGGAAAAAAAUGUUUUUUUGCGCAUAAAGUAUUAAGUUUUCUGCAAUUUUUUUCGAGCAAUAAAGUGUACACUACUAGAAAGUUUCCCAAGAUAAGAUUUUUUUCUUUAGAUCUGAGAACUUUUUUUUUUUAAAGUUUCAUUCAAUUUUAAAAGAUGUUCAGCUUCCUCAACUUUUUUACUUAAAUUUCUGUUUUCUUUUUUUCGUUUCUAUUUUUUGUACUUUCGCUCUCUGAGAAAAUGAUAAUACUUCCCUCAAACACUAAUAAAAGGCUACUGAACAAAAACUUGACUGAGCGAAUAUUUCCGAGUGUUGUUUGCCAGCCAAAUUAAGCGCGAAGAUUGCCGGUCAAACCUCUGUAUUCCUAACGCUUCCCUAUUUGCAUACUUUCCAAACUGGAACUCACAAAAUUACAGAGAUUUUGCAUAUCUCGAGCGUUUCCCAAGGCUCUAUGGAAUGGAGCGGACAACGGUCCAACACACUCCAAACAACCUCGUCAGCCGGAUACUACAGGUAAAACGAUACAAUGUUUGCGAAAAUUAACAACCGAUUUGUGUUUUCCAAGCAUGAGUCCAAAGAAUUUCGCCAACAUAAGUUGAAAAAAAUGAUCAAAGUUUUAGAACCGAGAUUUAAAAAAAUGCUUCGUUUUACCAAUUUACUGUCUUAUCAUAAGUAUGAAAUUGAAAAAUUUUUUUUAAAUAUCAAUUUUCCAUGGUAAAAAGUUAUUUCUUUAGGUUGCCCUCGGAUUGUUUGUGACGACUUCCGAUCUUCCUCCACUUCCAAUAAAUCAUGAGCUAUUGUCGUAUGAUUGUUCAUUUGACACGGACUGCAGGUUUAACCCGUUCCUUGAUUAUGUGCACAAAUAAUUUUCAGAUGGUCCUCUGUAGGCGACACGAUGGACCGAUGGAGGAUAGCCAGGGGAGAACCUGAUAGUUUGUUAUGGCUAGCAGCCACCGGAACCAUGCAACUACCUCGUAGGCUGAACUACAAGCUUCAGUUUGAUUCAUCCGACUUCAGGCGAACCGUUUGUUCUGAUAGAACAAAGGGGAAAUCCAGUCGACUCUCUCAUGACUGAUGCUAUUCGUUGUCAGAAAGGCUAUGCCGAUUUAUCUUUCAAUUAUUGGGCUAUAGGUAAUGUUUAUCAAACUUUGAUGUUCAUUCUGAACGAACAAAACAUUUUUUCAGGCAACGCUGACCUAGAAAUUUGCCUGACUGACUUGGACGGUCACAAAUUUAAUUGUACUGGAAUGUUGAAUUCGAAUGUUAUGCCAGGAAAAGUUUCACUAAAAAUCCCCGAGCUUCAGAGGCCUUUCAGAGUGAGUUACCGUAGUGGUUCUCAAGUAAGCGCAAUAAUUUAGAUAAUGAUAUCACCGAAUGUUGACACGGGUGUUUUGGUACUAGACGACAUUCGCUAUGACGCAUCCAUAUGCCAAACCGAGCCUCAUGGUCUAGGCAUUCGUGGACGACCUGAUUUUUUGGUAUUCCUCGAAAAAACCUUGAUUCUCAAUUUCUUUUCAGUCGACCGCUCCUCCACGCAAAAUUUCGCCUUGGACAAUCAAGAAAACGAGCGUGGAAACCACGGAGUCUCCUAUCCGAAGAAGUCCUGAUUUAUACCUUUGCUGAAGUACUCUACUUUUUCAGCUAGUACUGAAAGUCCGACAACAACGACACAAUCAACCACAACAACGACAAUCACCACCACGACAAGCACCACUACGCCAGUUCCAACGACUACAACUGAGCGAGAAAUGUUGGAAUUCGUUCAUAAAACAAACUACUAUUGUUUUCAGCCAAACCUCGACAGACUCCCCAACUGAAGUUCCAUUUGAUCUUCUGAUUCACGGGAACAGGACGAAGCCGCUUUUUGACAGAAGAAAUGGUAUAAACUGACCUCAAUCUAUGGAACUUUUUUUUUUCAGGAAAAAUGAUCGGCGAAGCUACCAGAUUGCUUUGUGAUUUUAAUAACGAGUUCGCCUGCCAAUGGGGCGUUGAAGCAGGAAGAUGGGCUGUUAUCGAAAAAGGUGGGCUAUUAUAAUAUUUGCACGAUGUUAAAAUAUUUGAAGGCGCCAUUCCUUCGUUGGAAGACUCAAUUGCUGACCCCAGUCUCUUACCAACAUAUCCAGCAGCUCUUGUCUUACAAGGAACCGCUAUGCUGACAAGUGAUCCUAUUCCAUGUCAGAGUGGUCCUGGAAAAGUUUGUUGUUUGUUAUUUAACGACUUUGACAUUACUUUUUCAGCUUCUUUUCCGAUAUUGGUCAAAUGGAGAUAUUCUGCUGCAAGUUUGUGCUUUAGGACACGGUUUGGCUACAAUUUUGGAUUUUGAAAUUCUGUUUUUCAGGCAACAACAGCGACGUUAUUCACUGCGUUGAUCAGAGCAGAGCAAUGCGCCAUGAAAGAAAUACUCUUGCCGUUUUCGAGCUGUCACGGAGCAUCACUGAACCUUUUACGGUAUAUUCAAAAGAAAAUAGAUUUAUUUAGCCUUCGGAAUGUUGUCUUUACACGCUAAUAGGGACCGUAAAGAUCUGAAAUAUUUCAGCUAAACAUUGUACCGCAGUGGGAGCUCGGACUCAAAAACCGCUUUUUGGUACUUGAUGAAAUUGCUUACAUUGGAGAGUGUAAAGGGCAGCCAAAAGAAAGACCACAGCCGACGACGACAACGACUCAAGAGCCAUUGGUCUUGGGUGUCCAAACUACAACCCGCAGAAUUCCGACAACAACAAGUUUUAACUUUAAAAAAGUUUCCAUAUAUCAAAUCUGUUAACAGCUGUCAUAGAAGAAACAACAGAGGCUACAACUUUGGAUCCCACAGAAGAAACAACUGACGAUGCAUCAGAAGAAGAAGACUACGAAACUUCGACGACGGAAGUUUCCACUACAACUUUGGCUCCACGGAACAAACCUGAAGUCAAGCAGCCAUUUACUAAGAAAAGACCAAUAACGUGAGUGACUAACAUUCCCUUUCUUUGAAAUUUUUUCUGAGCUAAAAACUUUUCAGCUGUCUUUCUAAAAGGUUUCAAGACUUGAUAGUUGUUUAGGCGGAUCAUUCCAACAACUUUUAGCCCUGUCUUCCCAGAAGUUUACACCAACAAACCUCCGACCAGAGGGUACUCCUUCAUAAUCUAGAGCUUUAUCAUAUUUCGUACUCUCAGAAGACCGGCAAUCGUUAAAUGGAAUUUGCUUACCACUACUCCAGAUCCAAGAAACGAAGACUAUUGCGAGCUUCUCAACUGUAACUUCGACGGUUAGUUUUACUCGCAGUAUCUGGAAUGCACAUUACUUUUAGACACUGCUUGUAACUAUUUGAACCACGGGUUGACCAAAAAGCCCUGGACGCUGAGAAAUCGAGGAUAUGGUUAUCCACUGACUGGAGCUACCGAUAUCAGAGCCAGUAAGAAUAAAACGAAGUGUGAAGUCAUAUGAUUGAACUACAGCAAACACUAACGGGCAGUUUGUCUCUUCAAUUUUGGAUCCAGGAGAUAUUGCAAUUUUGGAGUCUCCGAAAUUCAAUGCAACGAGAUCAUUGAACGUUUUGCUUUUCCAGUAUUUCAGACCGUCCCAAAUGACGACUAUACGGCUUUGUCUUGGUAAAUUUCACAGUUAUACAAAGCUAACGGAGUCUUUUCAGGAUCGCGAUACACAAAUCCAAUGAGAACAGUGAAUUCUUUCACCCAAUGUCCCUCGAUUCUGCGAUCUGUGACGUCCAAAAACGCUUUCCGGUGGAAUACAGUACACGUCCAACUGCCGCCCGGAACUACUCAUGUAAAAACUGGUCUAGGAAUAUUAUGAUUAACUGUCUGUUGCAGUUCUAUUUGGUGGCCCACAACAGCGAGAGAGCGGAAACUCGCGCCGCCAUGGCCAUCGACAACAUGCGCGUCGCGAUUUGCGACACCCGCGGAUUUGCACCUGAUUACAUGGACGAAAACAACCACGACUUCGAAGAAUUUGUCAAAAUGAACUAA
Molecule: messenger RNA, 4313 nt
Organism: Caenorhabditis auriculariae
Lineage: Eukaryota; Metazoa; Nematoda; Chromadorea; Rhabditida; Rhabditidae
Source: the annotation of a GenBank genome assembly